Molecule: messenger RNA, 1441 nt
Organism: Urocitellus parryii (Arctic ground squirrel)
Lineage: Eukaryota; Metazoa; Chordata; Mammalia; Rodentia; Sciuridae
Product: pancreatic triacylglycerol lipase
Biological process (GO): lipid catabolic process
Molecular function (GO): protein binding; lipoprotein lipase activity
Source: RefSeq, a predicted model, not a curated record
AUGCUGCUGGUCUGGUCGCUGGCACUGCUGCUGGGAGCAGUAGCAGGAAAAGAAGUCUGCUAUGACAGACUCGGCUGCUUCAGUGAUGACUCCCCAUGGUCAGGAAUCGUGGAAAGACCCCUGAAAGUAUUGCCCUGGAGUCCAGCAGAUGUCAACACCCGCUUCCUCCUGUACACUAACGAGAAUCAAGACAACUAUCAAGUAAAAAUCCUCAUGUUUUCACAAAUCACUGCGGAUUCAUCAAGAAUCCAGAGCUCCAAUUUCAAAACAAAUAGGAAAACCCGCUUCAUUAUUCACGGAUUCAUAGACAAGGGAGAAGAAAGCUGGCUGKCCAACAUGUGCAAGAAAAUGUUCCAGGUGGAAAGUGUGAACUGCAUCUGUGUGGACUGGAAGGGCGGCUCCCGGACCGGAUAUACCCAGGCCUCCCAGAACAUCCGGAUCGUGGGCGCAGAAGUGGCCUACUUUGUUGAUUUCCUUCGGACUCAAUUAGGAUACUCGCCUUCCAAUGUCCAUGUCAUUGGCCACAGUCUGGGUUCCCAUGCUGCUGGGGAGGCUGGAAGAAGGACCAAUGGGGCCAUUGGACGAAUCACAGGAUUGGAUCCAGCUGAACCUUGCUUUGAGGGUACACCUGAACUUGUCCGAUUAGACCCCAGUGAUGCUCAGUUUGUGGAUGCAAUUCACACUGAUGGUGCCCCAAUAGUCCCUAACUUAGGGUUUGGAAUGAGCCAAACUGUGGGUCACCUAGAUUUCUUUCCAAAUGGAGGAAUAGAAAUGCCCGGAUGUCAGAAGAAUAUUCUCUCUCAGAUUGUUGACAUAGAUGGAAUUUGGGAAGGAACUCGUGACUUUGCAGCAUGUAAUCACCUAAGAAGCUACAAGUACUAUACUGAUAGUAUUGUCAAUCCCACUGGCUUUGCUGCAUUCUCUUGUGCCUCUUAUAGUGUUUUCUCUGCAAACAAGUGCUUCCCCUGUCCAAGUGGAGGAUGCCCACAGAUGGGUCAUUAUGCUGAUAGAUAUUCUGGAAAAACAAAUGGAGUGGGCCAGAAAUUUUAUCUGAACACUGGGGAUAAGAGUAAUUUCUCACGUUGGAGAUACAAGGUGUCUGUCACACUGUCUGGGCAGAAGGUUACAGGACAUAUACUGGUUUCUCUGUUUGGAAAUGCAGGAAACUCUAAGCAGUAUGAAAUUUACAAGGGCUCUCUUCAACCAGGCUAUACUCAUUCCAAUGAGUUUGACUCUGAUGUGGACGUUGGGGACUUGCAGAGGGYCAAAUUUAUUUGGUAUAACAAUGUGAUUAACCCAUCACAACCCAGAGUGGGAGCAUCUAGCAUCACGGUGGAAAGAAACGAUGGAAGAGUGUUCAAAUUCUGUACUGCAGAGACUGUGAGGGAGGAUGUUCUGCUCACCCUCAACGCAUGUUAGAAGGCAGCUGACAUGUGUCACU